AUGUUUGAGAAGAUGGAAGCGAAUUCCAAGUCUUCUCAGAGUGCUCAUAAGCCUGGCGAUGCUGCGCAGGAUCGUUUGGGGUCGUCCUAUGAGGAUACGACGAACACGAACGUGUAUAUCGGCAAUCUUCCCCACAGCAUAACGGAAGAUUCGCUGUUUUCCCUCUGCGCAUAUUAUGGCUAUGUGAAGCACGUAGCGAUCAAGUAUGGAAAUCCGACGAACAUUUAUGGGUUCGUGUGCAUGAACAGUCACCACGAAGCGGAGCGACUGAUCGAUUAUCUGCAGAACUACAUGCUGGACGGGAAUUAUCUGCGAGCGACUUGGGGACGAUCGGGAGUAACGCAGGGAGUGGUUCCCCACGUUCCUCCGUCAAAGAAUCCCAUCCCCGUCGUGGCUCCUGAGAUGCCCGUCAAAGUCCUCAUUCAGAAUAUCGCGGUGCUGGUGCACAAUCGCGGCUUUGAAUUCGAGUUGAUGCUGAAACAGCGAGUUCCGAAGACAGAUCCGAAUUGGUCGUUUUUGCUGAUGGACGGCUCGCCCAACAAUAUUUUCUAUCGCUGGUGCUUGCUGGUUCUCGGAAACAACGAGACGUUCUCCUCGUACUCGCUCCUUCCGUUCAGUUUCUUCGCAAAUGACGCGUGGUAUCUGCCUCCUCCCGUGUACGACGAGCGAGCCGAGAAGCAGCGGCUCGAUUCGAAAAUGGAGUCCCUGAAUCGAUUGAAGCGUCUGAAUGAGGACAAGGACGAGAACGAGAACGAGGAAGGAGAGAGGCCUGCGAAGCGUCGGAAGAUGGAGGAUGGAAGCAAUCUGAUGCUGGAGUCGGUCUCGAUUCGGCUGGAGUCUUCCCUUUUCGAUUGGCUGUGCUCAGCGCUUCGCUCGAUCACGCCGCAGCGCAUGAGCAUUUUGCGCGUGAUGGCGUUUUGCAUGGACAAUUCGGCCUACGCAGAGCACAUUGUGUGCAUCUUGCGCGACAGUAUUUGCGACAAUGUUCCCUAUUUGGAGUUGGGGCAGAAAGAGAAUGACUGCGGUCCUGUCGUUCGGAUGGCUCGGCUUUAUGUGGUGAACGAUUUGCUGUAUAACGCUGAUAACGGAGUCACCACUUCCUAUCGAAUUCUAAUCCAGGUGAUUGUUCGUCUGACGAUUAAGCAUGCAGAACGAACUUCCUUUGAUGAUCGAGGCUAUUUCGCGCGCAGUGCAUUCCUGCAAAUCCCAGAUAGAGAAGAAGGAGAUCCGAAUCCGAGUGAUUGA
Molecule: messenger RNA, 1245 nt
Organism: Blastocystis hominis
Lineage: Eukaryota; Bigyra; Opalinata; Blastocystidae
Exons: 4
Coding region: 1-1245 (414 amino acids)
Biological process (GO): RNA processing
Cellular component (GO): nucleus
Molecular function (GO): RNA binding
Source: RefSeq, a predicted model, not a curated record